AUGAUGACCGUGAUAGUUUGCUCGAUGGAAAUGACGUACCCGGAUGUUUUGGUUCCAAAAUGCGCGGCAUGCAACUGUCGUUUGGGCGAGGUCGGUUCGACGCUGUUCCUCAAGAAAGACCUUAUUCUGUGCAAAACGGACUACCUACGUAUUUUUGGUGUCAAGGGAAGAUGUGCGGCUUGUGGCAAAGACAUUCCGGCAUGCGAGAUGGUGAUGCGUGCCAGCAACAACGUCUACCACUUGGAGUGUUUCGGCUGCCAGGACUGCCACUGCCGGUUCUGUGUCGGCGAGCGCUUCUACCUCGACCUGGACAACAACAAGAUCCUGUGCGAGGACGACUACAAGGAGCGGCUGCUGUUCGCCCAAAUGGCCACAUACCCAUACGGUAGCUGGGACCAACUGAAACGGGAGAUCAGCCAGAAGCUGGAGGACAUGGACGAAGUGGCAAAGGUAUGCGACGACGACGGUCGUCAUCCACGUUGCCUACCGUUCGCUUCUCGACCGAGUACUCGUAGUCCGUUUCAGGUGCAGAGCUUGCGCAGGUGA
This is a messenger RNA of Soboliphyme baturini, 546 nucleotides long. NCBI's taxonomy places the organism in Eukaryota, Metazoa, Nematoda, Enoplea, Dioctophymatida, Soboliphymatidae. The record is from the annotation of a GenBank genome assembly.